Molecule: messenger RNA, 5346 nt
Organism: Entelurus aequoreus (snake pipefish)
Lineage: Eukaryota; Metazoa; Chordata; Actinopteri; Syngnathiformes; Syngnathidae
Product: glutamic acid-rich protein-like
Exons: 2
Coding region: 117-3131 (1004 amino acids)
Source: RefSeq, a predicted model, not a curated record
GUUGGCGAUAUUACUGUCACAAAUCAUCAUAGCCGCAUGGGCUUCCUAAUGCUGGAGGCCCAACUGAAGAACAACUGGGAAAUACGAGCUAGCUCGCUAGCUGCCCCUGUGGCACAAUGGAGAGUAAAAUGCAUCACAUGGAGGGAAAUUACUCUCUAAAGCAAAACGUACAACUCCUGCAGUUCCAAACGGAGAAGUUCAGACAACUGUGGACUAAGGGAAGUCAGUGUUUUGAAGAGCUGAAGCAUUACUACAUCCAGCUCAAUGAAGAGUGGCAAACCCAGUGGCUUCACAGGGAAGAAACGAUAGAAUCCUACUUGAAGCACCUGGAGGUGGACUACAUCAAACUGUUGGAGGAAUACGCCAAGCUGUACAACACGCGGGAGGCCAACGAGAGGAUUUUACUGAAAACCAACACCGAACUGCACAAAUGUAACCUGGAGCUCAAGCAAUACCACGUUCAACUCAACGAAGUGUGGCACGCCCGCUGGAUCAAGCGAGAGAAAAACAUCGCCUCCCAGGUGAGAUUCCUGGAGGCGGACAACAGAACGCUGGUGAUGGAAAACGCAGAGUUGUCUCACACCGUGAAGGCGAAAGAGAAGACGUUUCUCAAGACCACGGCCGAGCUCUACAAAGCCAGUUCGGAGCUGGAAGAUUUGAAAGCUGCCAAAGACUACCUGUCGCUGGAAGCGGACGAAAAGGAGGCGAAAUGGGGACGGGAGAAAGACAAGCUGCUCAAAGAAAGGCAGGACUUGCUGGAGGACGUGAGGCAGUGCGAGAAACUGAUCCAGCGUGUGGAGAAUGCCGUCAAAACGAUGGAGGACAAGAAGGUGCUGAAAAAGAAGGAAAAAAGAGGCAAAACAGAGAAAAAAUGUGUGGAGCAGGAGGCGCAGGAGAGGGAAAGAGGAGGCAGAGACAAGAAAGAAGAGAGUGAAAACAACCGUAAAGGCGAGGAGCCGAAAGAAGUCAUCAAUGAGGAGAAAGAGGACGACGGUGUUGAGGAGCUUGUGAGGGACGCCAAUGAGAAAGAGGACGACGGUGUUGAGGAGCUUGUGAGGGAUGCCGAGGAGGAAGAGGAAGGAGUCAAGGAGGUAGUAAGGGACACGGAGGAGAAAAAGGAAGAAGGUGUGGAGGAGGUAGUGAGGGACAUGGAGGAGAAACAGGAAGAAGGUUUGAAGGUGGUGGUGAGGGACACAGAGGAGAAAAGGGAAGAUGUAGAGGAGGUUGUGAGGGACACAGAGGAGAAAAAUGAAGGUAUGGAGAUUGUGAGGGACACAGAGGAGAAAAGGGAAGAUGUUGAGGUUGUGAGGGACACAGAGGAGAACAAGGAAGGUGUGGAGGUGGUAGUGAGGGACACGGAGGAGAAAAAAGGUGUGGAGGUGGUGGUGAGGGACACAGAGGAGGAAAAGGAAGGGGGUGUCAAAGAUGUAGUGAGGGAGACGAAGGAAAACAAGGAAGGAAGUGUCACAGAGGUAGUGAGGGACACGGAGGAGAAACAUGAAGGGGUGGAAGUGGUGAUGAGGUACACCGAGGAGGAAAAGGGAGGUGCCGAGGAGGUCGUGAGGGACACGGAGGAGAAAAUGGAAGACGAUGUGGAGAUGGUGGUGAGGGACUUCGAGGAGAGAAAGGAAAAAGUGGUGGUGGUUAAGGACAUGGAGGAGAAAAAGGAAGGUUUGGAGGCGGUGGUGAAGGACAUGGAGGAGGAAAAGAAAGAAGGUGCCAAGGUGGUGGUGUACGUGAGUGAAGAAGAAAGUGCAGAGGAGGAAGAAAAUGAUGAUGAGGAGUACUGCCACAACAUCGGCCAGUGGAAAUACUUUGACGAUGAUGAGUGGAAAGACUCUGACGAUGAGUGGGAAGAUUAUGAUAGGGAGGAGCAGGAGGAAGAGGAAGAAGAAGAUGACGACAAAAAGGGAGCAGACAAACGAGAAGAGGGUAACCAAGCGGAAGAAGAGGUAGAAGGUGAAGGUAACCAAGAGAAAGACCGGGGAGAGGAGGAAGAAGGUGACCAAGAUGAAGAGGAUGGGGAAGGAGAAGAGGAUUAUGAUGAAGGAGGCGAAGAGAAUGACCUAGAGGAAGAGGAAGAGGAAGAAAGUGACAAAGAAUAUGAUUCUCAAGAAGAAAAGGAAAGUGACAAAGAAGAAAGCCCAGAGGAGGAGGAAGGCGGCUUCCAAGACAUGGGUGGAAAGGAUAGCCAAGAGGAAGAAGAAGAGGAUGAGGAAGAGGAAGAGGAAGAUGAGGUAGGAAGUGACCAAGAAGAAGAGGUAAACCAAGAAGAAGGCGAGAAUAACGAAUGGGAAGAAGAAGACGAAGGUGAUCAAAUAGAAGACCAAGAAGAAGAAGAAGAAGAUGAGCACGAAGAAGGGGAAGAUUAUGAGCUGGAGGACGAACCUGACCAAGAGUUUGAGGAGUGGUGGAAAGGCAUCAUAAACAAAAAGAAAGAUGAUAAACAUGACCAAGAAUUUGAAGACUGGUGGAAGGGCAUCGUGUGCAAAACCACAGAGGACGCAAGCGACCAGGAGAAGGACGAUGAUGAGCAAGAGGACAGCCAAGGGGAAGAGGACAACGAUGACCAAGAGAACAACGAUGACCAAGAGAACAACGAUGACCAAGAGGACAAAGACCAAGAUGGUGACCAAGAGGGAAAAGAUUAUGAGCAAGAGGAAGAUGGUGAUCAAGAGGGAAAAUAUUAUGAGCAAGAGGAAGAUGGUGACCAAGAGGGAAAGAAAGAAGAAGACCAAGAGGAAGAGAAAGAGAGUGACUCAGAGCAAGAGAAAGAGGGUGACCAAGAAGAACAGAAUGAGGGUGACCAAAAAGGUCGAGAAAAAAAGAAAGAACCUGACCAAGAGGAGGUGGAUCACAAAAAGAAAGGGGAAGGUGCCCCCAAAAAAGAGGAAGAAGGUGACCGAGAAAAAAGGGGAGAAGAUGAUCAAGAGGAACAAAAAUGUACAGAGGGCGACCAAAGGGCGGAAUAUUACAAGCAAGAGGAAGGAGAAGAGGAAGAGAGUGACCAAGAGGAAAUGACAAAGCCGGAUCGAAGGAAAGUCAAAAGGAUCAAGACAACAGUGAUGCCAAAUGUGGGAAAGAGAGAAGCACGGAGGAAAGGAAAGAACAGAUUACAGAGGAGGAGGUAAUAGAAAAAAGUGACAAGGAAGGAGGAGGACGAAGAGCGUGUCAAGGUGGACAAGCGUGUCACAAAUGUGGGGAUGGAGAGCGGCGGAAGGGGAGAAAGACCCAACUUGCCUCGGUAGAAGAGGGGGAGAGUGACAGAAAGAUGGAGGAAGAGAGAAAUAAAGGUAGAUGACCGGUGUGUCAAUGAAGAAAAAGAGUGAGGCGGAAGAAGGGAGUAAGAAGGGCGAUGAAGACUAGACGGGGAGGGUAUUAUAGAAGACAAAGAGUGACAAGGUGGAAAAAUGCCAAGAAAAAGUAGAGAAUUACAUUAAGGAAAGAGUAAAAAGGAAGAAGGAAAGAAUGUCAAAGAGGAGGUGGAAGAAAUUGACAAAAUGGAGGUUGGUGCAAAAGAAAAUACAGAUGGAGAUGAGAGGGAAGAGUUGGUAAAAGUGUGAGGCAUCACUAAUAACCACUGAUUGUUUUUAUUUACAACUACAAACACAAAUAAUUUUCAGCCUAUAGUUUCUCACACUCCUCUUUCCUCUACUCUGCAAAAGUUGUGGUUUUCUUUCGUCUGGGAUCUGUAAUCACUUUUCAAUCUGCCCGUAGGAGAAAGAGAAAUCUAAUUUGACAAUGAGGUAAUGAACCCGUGAAACCAUUAUCUUAGAUAACCCGUUUCAAAGACUGGUUGAAGCGCUGAUGGAAAUUCUAUUAAACAUAGCUGGCUGAUUUCUCUAUUUGGUGGCAGAAAGAGACGCUUUCAAGCCUUGGCGAUUUACUUUCAAGUCAUCGAGUUGCCAGCGAUCAUUAUUGCGGGCGUCGUCAACACUCCAGCAUUACCUAAUGAUUGAAGGGCAACAGUCCAAGACUUUCUGCUAAUGACCCAGGAUAGACUAAAAAAUACAGCUAUGGCCACUUGAUCUUGAUACUAAAAUCUAUCAGACUUGCAUCACUAAGGUAUGAGUUAAUGCUUUGCAAUGGACUUGAGAAAGUCAAGGUGUCCCUCAACUCGCUGCGCAUAUUUUGUGGCCCUCUACAAAACUUCAUAGUUUAGUGUUAUUACUGGGGGGCUAAUACUUAAAUAUAUGAUGGCCAUCUUGAAUCCUACUAGACACUACCUACAAUUAUGAUACAACACAAAAAUGACAGCACGACAAACACUUUGGGCAACACAAAGAGCAACUUCCGUUGAGCAAGCCAAGGUUUCUCUGACCAUCUCCUAGUUUCAAAAUAUAACAUUUAGAUGUAUGACUUAAGGCCUAAUAUAGCUCAGAGAUUCUGAAGUGAAUACUUUUUGCGGCGCAGCCUUGAUACUUCCAGCGAUAAAUUGAGUUUGAGACCCCUGACCUAUUCUGUAAAGACUGGGAAUUUAGUGUCCUUUGAAUGUCCAAGCAGCGGCACACCACAGGGCUCUUUAUUUAUCCCCAACAUUGACUUCCGUUCAACCAAUAACGUCCUCAGGUUUGCAAGGCAUCCCAUGAUGUCCCUUUUGAUGCCAGUUUCAGGACUAUCUCGGACUCCCAAUAGAUCCACAGCAGGGAGGAUGAGUUUGUACUUUUCAUAUAGGGUACCCUCAGUCACUGCGUACUAUGGCACUUUUAUCAAACUGUCCUUUCAAUGUCCAAGCAGCGGCACACAGCGCUUUUUAUUCAGCCACAACAUUGACUUCCGUUCAACCAAUAACGUCCUCAGGUUUGCAAUUGAUCCCAUGAUGUCACUUUUGAUGCCAGUUUCAGGACUAUCUCAUGGACUCCCAAUAGAUCCACUGCAGGGAGGAUGACAGCACUUUCCAUAUAGGGUACCCUCAGUCACUGCGUACUAUGGCACUUUUGUCAAACUGUCCUUUCAAUGUCCAAGCAGCGGCACACCACAGGGCUCUUUAUUUAGCCCCAACCUUUACUUCCGUUCAACCAAUAACGUCCUCAGGUUUGCAAGUGAUCCCAUGAUGUCCCUUUUGAUGCCAGUUUCAGGUCUAUCUCAUGGACUCCCAAUAGAUCCACUGCAGGGAGGAUGACAUAGCACUUUCCAUAUAGGGUACCCUCAGUCACUGCGUACUUUGGCACUUUUCUCAAACUGUCCUCUCAUGGACUCCCAAUAGAUCCACUGCAGGGAGGAUGACAUAGCACUUUCCAUAUAGGGUACCCUCAGUCACUGCGUACUAUGGCACUUUUCUCAAACUGUCCUUUCAACGUCCAAGCAGCGGCACACCACAGGGCACUUUAUUUAGGCCCAACCUUU